Ambispora gerdemannii is the source of this 873-nucleotide messenger RNA. The record is from the annotation of a GenBank genome assembly. NCBI's taxonomy places the organism in Eukaryota, Fungi, Glomeromycota, Glomeromycetes, Archaeosporales, Ambisporaceae.
AUGGCUUCUGUUGCACGUAAAAUUAUAAAAUCCUUUUCGCCAAAGAGUCAACCGGAAGGAGUAGGCGCAGUAGUACGCCGAUGUAUUGGUGGAUCGAGAAAUUAUUUGGAUCCAUUCUUAAUGUGCGAUUUCGCUACUGUUUCCCAACCAGAUGGAUUUCCGGACCAUCCGCAUCGAGGGUUCGAAACUGUUUCAUAUAUACUAGAAGGUGCAAUUGCGCAUGAAGAUUUUGCUGGGCAUAAGGGUGUUAUUAAAGCUGGUGACAUACAAUGGAUGACCGCAGGCAGAGGUAUAGUUCAUGCAGAGAUGCCAGCACCAUCAGCGUCAGCAUUACAACUCUGGGUGAAUUUACCGAGCACAGAAAAAAUGUGUAAACCGGCAUACCAAGAAUUACAAGAUGCCAACAUUCCACGUGCAACUCCCGAAGAAGGAAUCACGAUAAAGGUAAUCGCGGGAGAAAGCCAUGGAGUAAAAUCACCGGUAUUUACACGUACACAGACAAUGAUAAUGGAUUUCUCAUUGGCAGCGAACAAAAAAGUUGAGCAACCUGUGCCAAAAGGGUGGAAUGGUUUUGUGUAUGUGAUUGACGGAGAUGGAUUCUUUGGUGGUGAUAGAUUUUUGGGCAAGGCAAAUCACGCAUUGUUUUUGGAUGAAGAAAGACAAGGAGAGUAUUUCCCUGUAGAGACCGGAGAUGAGAGUGUAAGAUUUAUGCUGUUUGCUGGAAAGCCAUUGGAGGAACCCGUCGUACAUUAUGGUCCAUUUGUAAUGAACACUGAGCGAGAGAUACUUCAAACACUUUAUGAUUACGAACACUAUAAAAAUGGGUUUGAACUCGCAAAAAAUUUCCGGUCAUCGAUUGCUGAAAAGAUCUGA